Molecule: messenger RNA, 2972 nt
Organism: Actinia tenebrosa (Australian red waratah sea anemone)
Lineage: Eukaryota; Metazoa; Cnidaria; Anthozoa; Actiniaria; Actiniidae
Product: protein PML-like
Molecular function (GO): zinc ion binding; protein binding
Source: RefSeq, a predicted model, not a curated record
GCGUCUGAUCUCCAGACAACUCCCAUAACUCUUUCCAACAUGAAAUCGUUUGUCGAUGAUCUUAAGAAGGAAGUCCAAUGUCCUUUGUGUAACGAUACGCUUACAGAACCCAAGAUCUUGCCAUGUUUUCACAUAUUUUGUAAGUCUUGCAUAAAAAAACAUGCCAAACUGAUCGAAGAAGUCAACAUCUUCAAGUGUCCAAAAUGUAAAUCAGAAACGCCUCUGCAAGAAACAAGCUGUAUCGAAGAUCUACAGCCAUGUCUAGUAUAUGAAAGAAUCGUGAAGGGUCUGGCGUUAGUAAAAGGAAAAAAGGUUUGCUCCGUUUCUAAGAGUCAUUCUUCAGCUUCUUGGUAUUGUUUUGAUUGCGAUCGCUCGAUGUGUGUAGAAUGCGAGAAAAACCAUUCAUUAUUUAUCAAAGAUCACAAGGUCGUACGUCUGGCUGAUUUGAAGAAAGAAGAUCUUGAGUUCAUAAUAACAAGAGAAAAUCCUUGUAAAACUCACUCACCUCACAGGCUAGAGUUGUUCUGUGAAGACUGUGAAGACAUGAUUUGUGUGACAUGCUGGAAAGACGAUCACAAGGAUCAUAAGACAAUGUCUUUAGAUAAGUUUGCUUCAAUCAAGAAAGAUGUAUUGUCAAAGCAUCUGCAGGUACUAGAGCAUUUGAGAUUAGAUGACAAGGAGAAGCAACAACAAGAAAAGAUUGCUACCACAAUCAAACAACAAGGAGAAAAAGCAAAAACAGAAGUCAAAGAAAAAACCGAGAAGAUCAUUGAAAUUCUACGAGAAAGUGAACGAGAAUUGCUGAGACAAAUCGACGAGAAGUUGGACACAGCCACAACAAACUUGAAUGUAAUUCAUCAUAUUCCAGCCGUCAAGGAACACAUCAAGAAUGUGAUGGAAAGAGGACUGGCAAGUGAAAUGAUGAACAUUCAAGAGACACAAUGCUCGGAGAAAUUCAUCUUCAACCACAUUCCACUGUCCUAUCGAGUUGAGUUCAUUCCUAAUGAGCAGCUUGUGCAAGAAGUGAAUUCAGGGCUGGGAGAAUUACUUACUUGUUUGAAAACGGACUAUAGGAAGAGCACUGUUGAGAUGAAAUCUGAGAUAGAAGCUUUAAAGAAAGGAAAGCUGGUAUGCAUAACUAAAACCUCGACAGGAGAACGCAAUCAUGAUCCAAGGGAUGUUAUAGACGUUCAAAUCAAGCCUGAAGAAAAUGUGAAAAUAGAAAAGAAUUAUUUGACAACUAAUGGUAAAGUAGAAGUUGAAUUCAUGGCUAAAGUAGCUGGUCGUUUGACAGCAGAGGUUCAAGUGAAUGGGAAUCCUGUAUCUAACAGUCCACUAGUAUUUAAUGUCAAGCCACAAGAGAUGAGAACAACAGGACAGUUUAACACGAAAGGUGUAAAUAUAGAAUCUAGUAAUUUGACAGGUAUAGUAUUUAACAGAGAUAAUAGUAGGAUCGCUGUUGCCAAUAGGUCUUCUGACUGUGUUCAUGUAUUCACCACUGAUGGAAGUCUCUUACUGACGUAUAGUAGUCAAGGUAGUGCACAGGCACGACUGUCUCGUCCUGUAGGUUUAGCAUUUCUGAACGAUACAGAUUUAGUCAUAGCAGACUCUUGGAACCAUAGAUUAUGUAUAGUAAACACUACGACAGGGACAUUGGUAAAGACCUUUGGUAACCAAGGUAACGGGGAUGGAGAGUUUCGUAAACCAUGGGGAGUACACGUUGAUGACGAUGGUAACAUCAUUGCGUGUGAUACUGAUAAUCAUCGUGUUCAAGUCUUCACAAGAGACGGUGACUAUCAAUAUCAGUUUGGUUUGACAACACAGGACAAGUUUACUCCAUCUGAUGUGAUAACACAUGAUGGACUGUUUUACGUCAGUGAUUAUAACAAUCACGUUAUUCAUGUAUUGGAGAAGAAAAAUAAAGUACCGACUAGAAUAUCAACGAUUGGUGGUAAAGGCAGUGCUGAUGGUCAGUUGAAUAGACCAAUGGGCCUGGCUAUUGAUAAUGACCAUCAUCUACUGGUGUGUGAUAAUGGUAAUAACCGCGUACAAAAAUUCACAUUGGAUGGUCGUUUUGUUGGAAGGACUUGUGAUGUAAUCAACAACCCUAAAUAUAUAACUGUCUUAAAAGAUGGUCAGUUAUUAGUUAGUACGGGGGAUUCCGGUGUGCUGUGUGUUAAGUAGAACUUGCUAUUAUUAAUGUAUAUAUAUAUAGCACUCAUUAUACUUAUAACAUUAUUGAUCAAUAAGUUGUAUCUUAAGGCGCGAUUACACGGACCAAUUUUCUCUGCUACUUUUCUCUCACAACAGCUUUGCGACACAAGUUGCACGAGUGUUUACAUGUUGCAACGGAGAAGCAAACCAAAAGUAUGGAAACGAAUUCCAGUUUUUGCAACGAUUGCUGCAACUUGUCUCACGACAUUUUUUUUCAAAUUGCGCUGUAUGUUAUAUGCUGCACUGCUUCAUGCAAUUUGUGUCGCAACGCCGUUCCUUUUGUUGUUGUGUCACAACAUCAGACAAUCCGAUAUCAUAAAUACUAUCAAAUUAUCUUUCAAAGUUUGUACAUAUUUUAUGAGUCUUUUAAGAGCACUUAUCACUUACGAUUUAGCCCUUCUUUGGUCAGGUUAAUGAGAUUAUACUAGAGUGCAUACCAUAUAUCCGUGAAAAACUUAACUAACAAAAUUGUACAAAUUAGUGUAAAGUUUUGUAGGUCUACUGAAGUCUACUGAGGUGUACUGGACUUACUAAUUCGUGCAAAUUUGUUCAAUUUCUUACGAAGUCUUUUUACGGAUAUAUGGUCUGCACUAUACCAUAUGGUAUUUACUAUAAACUUGUUAUACCCAUAAUGCAUUAUGGUUAUGGUAGGUCUCGCGUUCUGUUGCUAUGACAACCUAAAAACCCUUAAAAUAUGAAAGUAAUUGAAUAUAUUACAAGGCUAGCUUCGAUCUGACAAGCAAUGACGAAAAAGAAGU